AUGGAGAACGACACGGCGACACGGGCUAAGGACACACUCCAAUCACUCUGGAGGGAUGUAUUCUGCACCGGAUUCUCUUCCAAGGCACCGUAUCAGUCAUUUGUCGAGAGGUUCGGUCGUCAUCUACCCAGCCAAGACCAAAUUUCGGCAUUCUUGACCGAAGGAGAGUUAUAUGCCGAGGACGAGGAGCAGUGGUCCACGAUCCCCAAGGACAUGAGCCACAGCGACCUCGUUCUCGAGCUGCAGCAAAUUCUGCAAGGGGUCAUGGACGACUUCGAGUAUGGCAGCCGAGCAAUUCAUGCCCUCAUUCGGGACGAGCUUCUCGUGCCGAUUCAUCGACCAGACAAGGAGAGCGAUAAUAUCUGGGAGAUAGAGGUGGUUCCCGACCUUAUCAUCACGGGCGAAGGAAGCGCCUAUCGAUCUACCCUCAGAGACGAAGGGAAUGACCCAAAUUCAUGGGACAAGUACAUGCCGCAGACCUCGAGCGUGAUAAUGGUUCGCACGUGCGACGAGGUAGAAGAUCCCGAAGGCAGCCUCAAGAUCGAACUGGAAGCAGCGUUUUAUGCCCAACAAUGCUUUAAAAAUCAGGGAAAUCGCCUCUUUUGUCUCGUCCUCCUUGUCACCGAGGAAUGGGCGAAGCUCUUUUAUUAUGACCGUGGAGGGUGCCUUCAGACGCGGUCUAUUUCCAUUCAUGACUCUCCGGAAGAGUUCGUCUGGUACCUCCUUCUGAUCUCUUGCCCCAACGACGAGGUUCUGGGUUUCGACAAGAGAAUUCGCUGGAACGCCGAAACACAAGUCCAUACCAUAACCACAGUCGACGAGGACGACAACGAGAUCGAAUAUCGCCUCGCAAAUCCCGAGCCGCUCUUCAGUCCCCCCGAGUGGGAAAUGCUGAAGCGUACGAAGGGAGCGCCAGGCGUCGUACAGAUGGUCUCGUACGAAUCCGGCUGCAGUUUAAAAUGCCUCAGGCAUCCCUUCCGUCAGCCCGUAUUCGUGAAUCGCGUUCGCGUUCGCAUUACAUUGAAAGCGUAUGGGGGUGCAAUUGAUUAUUGCGAGAAUGGCGCGCAGCUGUUGUACGCGUUUCAUGACGCAGUCGCAGGUCACCAGAAGCUGUGGGAUCGAGGAAUCCUCCAUCGCGAUAUAUCACUAAAUAACAUCCUCCUCGGAAACACCGGCGCGCCGGUGGGUGAACGCGGCAUUGCCAUCGAUCUGGACAUAGCUGUUCUGUUGGAACCGGACCAGCCUCUUCCGAAGGCUUCUGCUGAUGUGGGAACGCUAGGAUUCAUGUCAGCGCACCUAUUAUCGUUUUCACGCAUGACGUUGCGCCUCGUGGGUCCACCGAAGGAACCUCGGUGCGAUUUCCAGACUCAUUUGGAUGAUCUCUGGUCGUUCUUUUACUGCCUCUGCUGGACGUGCUUCGGGGCCGAGGGCACGAGAAAAGAAUACUACGAAAUGCUGGACGCGUGGGAAGACACUGAACUCACCUCCUUUCGCUCAAAGUGUAAGUUCCUUUCUGGCUUGCAACGCGGCGACCACAAGGUUCCAUUCUUCUUUGGUCCUGUAUUUGAUCGCCUCAUUCUCGAUCUGUACAACUACCUGGACGACAUUGAGGAUAAAUUCCAUGAAACUCUUCUCGCUCUCGCAGAUGACAGUGGCGACGUCUGUUGGCGGCAAAUUGAUAAAGACGCGAAGAAGCAUUACGAGGGAUACCUCAAGGUCAUCGACACAGCGAUCGGUGCCCUGGAGAAUGAGUUACGAGGCGAGGCAGCUCAAACCGGAGAAAUUAUCGAAGUGAACGCUGAAGAAGCCAUUUUGCUCGCCGAAGAACCAGAGUUGGCUCCGCUGCGAGAUGUUACCUUGAACACUCCCCACGGAAAGAGAAAACGAGAGUUGAAAGUCAGUCGUAAAGAAGGGCAGGAAGAGGAGAAUAAUCAGGAGAAAGUCAGGAGAAAGGUGAAGGAGGUGAAGGAGGUAGAGAAUUUUGCACACGAAGACCGUGUAAUUUAG
Molecule: messenger RNA, 2007 nt
Organism: Cyclocybe aegerita
Lineage: Eukaryota; Fungi; Basidiomycota; Agaricomycetes; Agaricales; Hemipholiotaceae
Source: the annotation of a GenBank genome assembly